Messenger RNA from Mytilus trossulus (common blue mussel), 815 nucleotides. RefSeq names its product C-type lectin domain family 10 member A-like. Gene Ontology annotation, molecular function: signaling receptor activity. The coding region runs from base 1 to 747 and encodes 248 amino acids. The transcript is spliced from 5 exons. The record is from RefSeq and is a predicted model, not a curated record. Lineage: Eukaryota; Metazoa; Mollusca; Bivalvia; Mytilida; Mytilidae.
AUGAUGAUGAUGAUGAGGAUAGUACAUAUCGUUUCGCUUCUGUUCCUCAUUGAGGACGUAAUUUGUCUUCCAUGUUUAACCAAUGAGGCAAAGGAGGAUUUCGACAAAUCCAGAAAAGACCUUACACUGGUACAAAGCGAUAUCGGGAAAGUUGUCAGUACACUGGAGAGUAACCACCAACAGACCAUUACCCGUUUAGAGACAGCACUCAAAAAAACUGUAUCGGUUAUGGAAAAUAAUGUCAGAAAAACAACUGAUGUUCUAAAGAACAAUCUCGGGACAUUUAAAACUACACUGAACAGCAUGGGUCAGAAGAUCAAGAAAUUAGACACAGAUUUCAUAGUGUUGGGAAAAGACUUUCGAAAGACAAAGUGGAUCAAAUAUGACGGACAUUGUUACUACUAUAGUCCUGAAACUGCAGAUUGGUUUACAGCAGAGAGAAAAUGUAGAAACAUUGGAGGAUACCUUGCUAAAAUUGACAACGACGAAGAAAAGAACAACAUGUAUUCAAAUGCAAAUAAAAGCUAUUACUACUGGAUUGGUUUGACAGACCUUAAAGAAGGAGAUUUUCGCUGGACAUAUGACCAAAGUAAAGCUGAUAUUAAAGAAUGGUACCCGGGUUAUGGUUCGAAAGGAACAGGCAAUAACUGUGUUGCGGUCGCCUAUCAUGACAAUAAACUAAAACCUUUCGAUUACAUCUGUGCAACAAGCUAUCGUUACAUCUGUGAGAGCAAUUUCUGUUUCUAAGAAAAGCAACUUGAUGAUACUGAAAAAGUAAAGACCCAUUUUCUUUAAUAAAUUGUCACUCUGCGUUA